GAUUGAAUGUUCGAGCGAUUUAUCGGGGAUCUUGAAUCCUCUACUCAGUCCUUCCAGGAGGGUUAAUCGACCUGUGGCAGGAUCGCAAAUCGGAUGAAGGGAGCUGUUUUAGCUGUGAGCUAAAAUGACUUUCAACCGGUUAUUGUCAAGAGCUGCUCUCGUCAGCAAGGUUGGAUCCAGGUCUUUAUUCAAAAGCUCCAUUCCUGACCCUGCUAACCCCAACUGGUUGAGAGUGGGUCUUGCCUUUGGAACAUCUGCUCUCAUUUGGGGCCUGCUCUUCAAGCAGCACAGCACAGAUGUACAUGAGUACAAAGUGAGGAAUGGCCUGGAAUAAGCCUUCACACUGGUCUCCAGGUCCUGUCUAUAGGAUGCACCGGUUCACUUUUCUUCAGUCUGAAUUCUGCAUAAAAUAAAAAUGUAUCAUGUGAAAUAUACAUGAAUCUUGAUCUUUUUGUUCACUUAAA
Molecule: messenger RNA, 464 nt
Organism: Cottoperca gobio
Lineage: Eukaryota; Metazoa; Chordata; Actinopteri; Perciformes; Bovichtidae
Gene: ndufc1
Product: NADH:ubiquinone oxidoreductase subunit C1
Exons: 4
Coding region: 125-334 (69 amino acids)
Cellular component (GO): respiratory chain complex I; mitochondrion
Source: RefSeq, a predicted model, not a curated record